AUGCUCGUUGUUCUACUAUUCGCUUUAUUCGUGUUCUCGUGCCAUUCUCUAAAUGUGCUCCUGUUUGUGCCAACAUUAUCGCAUAGCCACGUGGCGUUUAACACAAAAAUUGCCGAGAUUUUGAAGGAUGACGGACAUCAAGUGGUCAUGCUUCUACCAAAAAUUGAUGACUCAGUGUCUGGCAACUCGUCGCAAUUUGAAAUGUUGCAUUGGAACGUCGGAAUCCCGCCGGGACAUCUGCGGAAGGUGCUUUGGAAUAACCCGGGUCCCUAUGAAGACGCCUCACCGCUCAAUCCAAGAAUCUUUGUGAAGCUUCUCAAAGUCUCAAAAAGUUUUGUGGAAGCUUGCGAAUAUAUGAUCUAUGACAAUCACACCCUGAACUUUCUAAAAUCCCUUCACUUCGAUGUCGGAUUAGUGGAACAAUAUGAUUCCUGCGGCUUCGGCAUUUUCAAACUUCUUGGUAUCAAUUCAACCGUUUGGCUAUCGGCUACCGGUCUUUAUCGCCCCCAAGCCACUUCGAUGGGCGUCAAUUUACCGUACAGCUAUGUUCCAGAACUGUUUGCGCAUUUCUCCGAUGAGAUGUCGUUCCGUCAAAAGGUGGAAAAUGUUCUUAUCGGCGUUGUUACCUCAUUCGUCCAAACCAACAUCGUUCAGUCAUUUCAAGAAAGCGCAUUCCGAGCAUCCGGUUUAACUGAAGCGUUAUCGUCACUUCCGGAGAAAUCGUCAUCGGUUUUGGUCAACUCGAUGCCCCUUCUCGAUUUCGCCAUGCCAAUUUCACACCAAUUCUCGAAUAUUGCCGGUUUCACAGUGGAAAAAAACAAGGAAAAUCUGGAAAAUUAUUGGGAGCGCAUCGCCGCCAAUUCCACCAAUGGUUUUGUGCUCGUCAGCUUCGGCGGCAUCGCGCGAACAAUUGAUAUGCCAAGAGCGAUGCUCGACAUUCUAUUCGACUCAUUUUCAACAUUCUCUCAUAUUAAAUUCAUAAUGAAAUAUGAGGGUGAGGCUGGGGACCAUCAAAUUCCCGACAAUGUUAUUCUGACCCCGUGGAUCCCACAGCUAGCAUUAAUGGGCCAUCCUAAUUACCUCGCAAUUAUCACCCAUGGAGGGUGGAGUAGUAUUCUGGAGACGAUCAUUCAUUUAAGACCCAUGAUUCUAAUGCCACUUUUCGCAGAUCACGCGAAAAACUCAAAAGUCGCCGAAUCGAAAGGAAUCGCCAUUGUUCUUGACAAGCUUCAACUAUCGCGAAGAAAAGUGAAAAACGCUAUUGGCAGAAUUAUUCUCGAUUCGAGUUUUCGAAAAAACUGCGAGAAAUUCUCGCGGAUGCUUCUCGACCAGCCCGUCGGCCAUUCGAACAUCGUCGCCUGGCGGAUACGACAAGCGGCGAAGAGGACGCGCAAGAAAUUCGCGAGACAUUUGAAGCCUAAGCGCGAAACGACCUCCAACUAUUUUAUGGGUUUUUUUGUUUGCACAAUUGCCAUUUUUAAAUUCUACAAGUCAUAA
This is a messenger RNA of Caenorhabditis bovis, 1497 nucleotides long. Lineage: Eukaryota; Metazoa; Nematoda; Chromadorea; Rhabditida; Rhabditidae. The record is from the annotation of a GenBank genome assembly.